GGCUACGUAGCCAUGCAUUAAUCUGCUGUAAGCACGCAGAAGAAACGCUAGGUUUCGUUUUAUCGUAGUUGCAUUAUUGCAUACGAUUUUACGUGUGUGUAGUUAUUCCAGCCCAUCUCCGUGGAGUACCAAUAAAUAGGAACAAGAACAGAUGCAGGCUUAAGGCAUUGUAAUCUUUAUGGAGGCAGAUAGCAGUCAUUCCAGGAAUUCUUGAGAAGCAUUGUGUAUGAAUGAAAUAAAGAGAAAGGUUUUUAAAAUGAAGACUCUAACUGCUUUGCUACUUACGAUACUCGUAACUGGAGUGGUUUGUCGAAUUGAUACUUCGUCUGAUAAUAUUGAAGCAUCAACUACACACGUAUCAUUGAGAAUUAAGUCACACGUGAACAAUUUAGAUGGUUCUGCAGAAUCGAAAAAACCUUUACUUAAGGUGAAUGGUACAUCAAGGAAAGAGUCUUAUUCCAUCGCUACAUCAACUGGACAAACGAAAGAUGAAACGUCUUCUACUGAGAAUGAAAGGGUAAAAUUAAAAAAAGAUGAUUUAAAGCUUUUAAAACCCUUCCUUGGUCCUAAGGAUAUGCUUAUGCAAGAAAUUCGUACUUUAAACGAAGAAGCUUCUAAUUCUAAGGCGCAAUAUGCACAAAUAGUUAACAACGAAUCCAUAUCAAGGAUAACUAGUGAUAACACAACAGAGAAAAAUGCUAUAACGAAAUUAGUUGAAGAUGAAGACGAACCUUACGAAGAUGAUUCAAGCGAGGAAGAAGAAAAUGAGAAUGAAGAUGAAUACGACGAUGAAGACGAUGACGACGAAUACGAUGAAGAGCCCGAAGAUGAUGAACAAGUUAUGACACAAUGUCCUGAUUAUUGCAAAUGUGCCGGGGAGUAUGCAGCUGCAGCAACUGCAACGUGCACUAAACUUGUGGAACAUCAAUUUUUUGAUAGGGGUAUUGUACAUUUGCGCAUAGAAAAUGCUGGUCAAAUUCGUCUCGGCCCUCAUGCAUUUCAGUCACGUGGAUUUCAGCAAUUGGAAUCUAUUGUGAUUACUGACACAAGGAUAGUCGAAUUAAAUCAAACUGCGUUUGAUGGAAUACCGUAUUUGUUUUCUAUAAAUUUAACACGUAACGAUCUUCAAGAUAUUCAUCGGAACACUUUCCAAAGCAUCAGACAAUUGUCAUUACUUGCUAUCUCUGGAAAUCCGUUGAAACAUACACAAGAUUUGAAAUUGACAAAACAUGGUCUGUUUGAUGCUCCAUCAGUAACAGAAUUUGAUUUUUCCUAUAAUGGUUUAAUGAAACUGAAACGUACAGCAUUUUUAAAAAUGAAAAGUCUAACUUAUGUUAAUUUAAAAGGCAACAAGUUAAAGGAAAUUGAUAGCACAACUUUCAAAAUGUUGGAAUCACUUGUGGAAGUGAAUCUUUCGGACAAUUUAUUGAAUGAAAUUCCUAUUGAUCUUUUUUCUAAUAAUGGGGUUCAAACGCUUCAUAUUGCUGGAAAUAAUUUAACAAGCUUGAGUACUAUACAAACAACUAAAUUAAAAUUAUUAGAUGCUUCUAAUAAUAAAAUCAGGAUUAUAGCGAAAGAUGAUCUUUCUGGUGUACCCUCAUUGGAUCAAUUGAUAAUUAAUUCGAAUGGCCUCAAAAGAAUUCAUCAACAUGCCUUUGCCAAUCUUGAUAAACUUAAUUCUCUUGAUAUUAGUAAUAAUAAACUAACUUCUCUAACAGAACAUCAUUUAAGAGCUAAUUCAAGGCUACAAGUUUUAUUAAUGAAUGACAAUCCUGAAUUGAAAACUUUACCAAUAUUUAAAACAUUUGGACUUGAGUAUGAUACAUUCAACGUAUAUCGAUUUGAAUGCUCUAACUGUGGCUUGUAUUUCCUCGAGAAAGAAACUUUCAAUGCCAUGCCAGCAAUAACGCGGUUAAAUUUAUCUAGAAAUCGUUUAACUGGUCUUCCAAACGGACUUCUGAGUCGUCUCUCAUCUUUACGAGUUCUUGAUCUUUCUGAUAAUAUAAUUAGUACGUUAGAAAAUAACAUGUUCAGUGGUGCCACUAGUUUAACGAAACUCAGUCUUGCUGGUAAUCCUUUGACAACAUUACAAGUAACACCUUUCCUGGAGGCUACCGAUCUUACUAAACUCGACGUAAGCAGAUGCGCUUUAGAGAGAGUUUGGUCCGAAGCUAGAGUUCAGCUGAUUAGUUUACGAUCCCUGUCAGUUCGGCAAAAUCUCCUUCGUCGAAUUACUGUGGAAGAACUAAAAGCAACGCCGAAACUUGUUAGUUUGGAUUUAUCACACAAUCCUAUUGAUUGUGAUCUUGAAUUUAAUGAUGCUGUACAAUGGCUUACUGAUCAUGGUGUAACACCAAUUGAAACGUCAAAAUAUAUAAGCAAUUAUGGUAACGGUGACAACUAUCAAGAUUCUGAAGGUAUUAGCCAAUGGACAGAUUUGGCAAAAAUUGUUUGUGAAGGCGUUAGUACUGGACCACGACCAAGACCAGUUCCUCAUAAAGAAAAGAAAUUGAAAAUUUUCGUUGGAGGAUUCGACACAUCAGAAGAUUCAGAUCCUCUAUUUAGAAGUAAUGUUGAAAGUGAUGAAGAAUUAUUUAAACUGCAAAACUUUGAUCAUGGAAUGAAAUCGAAUGAAGAAUCUGAUAAAGCGUGGACAACUCAAGAUGAAGAAUACGAAGAUUUUGUUGCUUCUGAAAACAUGGAAUAUCAUCCCUGGUAUACUAGUGCACUUUGGCCUGUAGUUAUCGUAAUUAUUAUAAUUGCAAUGAUUCUUUUACUAACGGUGCAUAUUGCAAUUCAUUUGGCGAAACGACGAGGUCAAGGACCUGUUAUUAGGCCACCCAUGAUACUUCGACAAGGUUUAAUUGAUAACAAAAAUUGCGGUUUAGUCUAUAAACCGCUUCAAGAAGAAAUUGCUACGCCGCAUGUUCCAAAACGAGGAAGCUUUUAUUCUAGUAGUACAUUCCAUUAUGAUAAAAUCGUGCCAGAAAGCGUUUAAGUUCAUUAUUAAUUACAACUAAAUAAUGAGUUACUUAACAAUCAACAUAAUUCAAUUUAACCAGAUAUUAAAGAAGGUAAAAAGAUGUUUAAAAAAAUAUUUUCAAUAUCGAUACACAAUUUAAUAACACAUCGGAAAAACGUGCGGUAUGUAAAAAUAUUAUAUUUCUAAUAGUAAAAAUAAAGAAAAUAUAUAAACUUUUACAUUUAAUAUUAUAAAAUAUUCAUAAAUAAUGAUAAAUGUACGGGAGAAUAUUUUUUAUAUAUAAUUAAGAUAAUCUAAAAAGCAUAUUUUUUAGAAUAUCUAUUUCUGUAUUUUUAAGAUUUUGAUUUAUGAUACUUAAUAACGUUUUAAGAAAAUUUAUGCAUUUUUACGAAACUUUUACUUGCAUAAAUAAUUUGUAUUUCUUUCAAUUCAGUUAAGCACGAUUUUACAAAAUAAUAUAUUAAUAAUUCAACUAAAUGUACAUUUAAUUAAUAUUGCAUAAUUAAUAUACUUUUAUUGGUUAUUACUGAUAAUUGUAAAAUUGCAACUUUAGAUAAAUAAAUGUAUUGUAAAAAACAAGUUGAAACAAGAAAAAAUAAAAAGUUUAAAAAAUAGGAUUUUAAAACGUAACGAAUAUAAUUUUAUAUUUUAAAUAAUAUUGUUCAGUUACAGUAAUAUAUAAAAACUAUAAGAUUCAUAAUUCUUUGUUACGGUGAUGGUAACAGCAUCACUUGUAAUAAUUGUUUAAGCCAUAAAUAGUUAAGUAUUUUCUACUAAGUACUACACGUAGUACUAAGUUAAUGUUUCGUAGUAUAAGUAGUACAUUAUGUGCUACAUAUUACACUACGUAUUGUAAAUAAUGUAUAACGUUUUAAUAAAAUUUUGAUCAUAGUAAAAGACAA
Frieseomelitta varia is the source of this 3885-nucleotide messenger RNA. RefSeq names its product extracellular matrix protein 2 (gene Gp150). Gene Ontology annotation, molecular function: protein binding. Gene Ontology annotation, cellular component: extracellular matrix. The record is from RefSeq and is a predicted model, not a curated record. NCBI's taxonomy places the organism in Eukaryota, Metazoa, Arthropoda, Insecta, Hymenoptera, Apidae. The transcript has 10 exons. Bases 227 to 2998 code for a protein of 923 amino acids.